AUGACAUUCAUAGUGACGGAGCUAAUGAACUUUACAUCGAGAAAUCAAUCAAGAAAGAGAUCAUAUCAAAAGUCAAAUGAAAUAUUUGUUUUAGAAGAGCAAUCAAAAGAUAAAGAUAGAAUGCCUAUCAUCAUUGAAGAUAUUGAUUUCGAUGAUCGAAAUUCAUUGAUAAACUUUAAUAGAGUUUAUCAUCUUUAUUAUCAAUGUUUGGAGAAUAGAGAUGAUAAAACGAGUUCAAAAUGUUAG
Molecule: messenger RNA, 246 nt
Organism: Heterostelium album PN500
Lineage: Eukaryota; Evosea; Eumycetozoa; Acytosteliales; Acytosteliaceae
Exons: 2
Coding region: 1-246 (81 amino acids)
Source: RefSeq, a predicted model, not a curated record